AUGACGAUCGCCCUCACGAUCCCCGAUCCGGCCUCUAUCGAUGCGCCUGAUUUUCGCUUGAUCCACCGGCGCUAUAACAGAACGACAGACCUAAUGACUAUGGCGGAUGGCGGUUAUGACCCAAUGGGGCACAUCCAAACGGGUCGUCCACAUGCGUACUACCUGUACCAGGCGGCGGCGGCCGCCCUCGAGCAGCACCAUCACCAGCAGCAGCAGCAACAACAGCAGCAGCAGCUACAGCGAGAUCAGCAGCCCCAGCAGCAGCAGCUUCAGGAGCAGACAUCUGGUGAUCCAGCGGUUCCUGUUCGAUCUCGGCCACCCUCAGACGAUGGACACGAGAACAACAACAACCUGCCGGCGGCGGCCAACAACAACCUGUUCCGAUCGGAGCAGAAAAAGCACAAGCGGAAACGGCUCUCUGCGGUGCUGGACAAGCUCCACAACGGCACUGGAACCGUGGUGAACCACAACAACAAUAAUGUUGGUGAAGCGCAAGGUUUUCAGGUGAAAUGCAUGGACUCACGCUCGAGUGCCGAGGACUCGACUGAGGAUACGUUCCCAUAUGCAGCGAGCCCUCGCAUCAGCGUAAGCCCGCUCCGAUUGAGCGAAGGGGAUGAAAACAACCCCCAUCAAGGGCGGACCUCAAACUCGCGCGCCUCGCAACACACACCAGCGCACGAUCAACAACUGCCUUCGCCCUCACAGGUGCCAAGACAGGCGAAGCUAGAGUCUCAACAGCAAUCCCCGGUAGCUCCAUUGCAACCGGCCCAAAUUAAGCAAGAGGACCAACAGUAUCUCUACAAGCAGCUCCAGUACUUUAACCCGCUCGCCCUUUUCAAUUACCUGCCCGAGCCGACCAAGCUGCUGUACGAGGAGUUCGCACGCCAACGCAGUCAUUCCGAUUCGGACCUUCGGUUGCCGCAACUCGCGCGCCAAAACCCGCCCAAGAAAAAGCGUGCCGGUCAGUCAGGCAAGGCUUCACAACGGCCACCAACGGCCAGCAGUCGCAGUAGCAACGCGAGCAGCGCCGGAAGUGGUUCACACGAUCCGCAGGAUCAACCGCUCGAUCUGUCGAUGAAAACGCUACUGUUCGACCCCUAUAAUCUCCCCGUCACGACUGUGAUCAAGGAAGAACCGCAGCUGACGUACAGUCCACCACCGGACGCGUCAUCCGGCCGGCUUGUUGGCCCAGCCAAGCUGAUCCUGAAGCGUGAGGAUCUGUCCGACCUUCGCCGGUCACCUUACGAGCAGCUAAAUGGGCACGGACCUGGUGGCUUUAAUUUGAACGUGUCACCCGUCGUGGAGGAGAUGCCACCAGGAUCGGAUGUCGCCUACAUGUGUCCGGUGUGUGGGCAGCUGUUUUCGUUGCAGGAUAGGCUCGCGAAACAUAUGGCCUCACGGCACAAGAGCCGCACGGGUGCGACCGAUAUCACCAAAUCGUACAUGUGUGAGGUGUGCCAGCGAUCCUUCGCGCGAUCGGACAUGCUGACACGCCACAUGCGCCUUCAUACAGGCGUCAAACCGUACUCGUGUAAGGUGUGUGGGCAAAUCUUUUCACGCUCGGAUCACCUCUCAACGCACCAGCGGACGCACACGGGCGAAAAACCGUACAAGUGCCCGCAGUGUCCUUACGCGGCCUGUCGGCGUGAUAUGAUUACGCGCCACAUGCGCACCCACACGCGUUACGAGUCGCAGCGUGGCAGUGGUGGUGGGUCCAGUGGAGGCAGCAUCAGCCCUUCGAUGGACCAGAAACCUAUCAUGCUGCCGUUGGUUGAGUUGGGUGGAGGACGAACCAUCAUGAAGGAGGCUAGCUUCGGUGGUGUUGGCGCGGGCUUCGUCCUGGAGGCAAAGACUGAAUCGUAA
Molecule: messenger RNA, 1863 nt
Organism: Anopheles nili
Lineage: Eukaryota; Metazoa; Arthropoda; Insecta; Diptera; Culicidae
Product: zinc finger protein 263-like
Exons: 2
Coding region: 1-1863 (620 amino acids)
Biological process (GO): regulation of transcription by RNA polymerase II
Cellular component (GO): nucleus
Molecular function (GO): sequence-specific DNA binding; DNA-binding transcription factor activity, RNA polymerase II-specific
Source: RefSeq, a predicted model, not a curated record